GAGUGAUACAAAUCCUAUUCAUGCAAAAAAAGUCCCCCUUUUCAGAUCCCGGUUUCAGAUCUAAUUAUCAAAACAUAUCAGCUCGAGGUGCUCGCUCGCUUACGGUAUUCAAACUUUGGAAAUUAGCCUUUCACAGUUAUGAAGAAGGAGUUAAGCCUAUAAAGGUGUAUUAAUAAUCUAAAAUUCUAGAUGGUUAGGCAGGCCCAAAGACGUCGAAGAGAACAAUAUCUCCAUACAGGAUACUCCAUAAUAAUAGAUCUCUUGCCCCGGCUUUUUGCUCCGGUGCAGGUGGUAUCGCAAUAGCGCAUGUGAUCGGUGGGAUCGUUGUUAGAGACGCUGUGCAUCCGGCCGACUUCUUGUGCCAAGCUGCUUUAAAUUGUACAUGAACGACAGGGAAACAAGUUGCAAUGCCACCAUGGAAACCAGUUUGGAGGACUUGAAUAAGGCCAUCUCACUGGCCGUGAAGAAUGGCCAGCCUGUCCUGAACCUCAGCAACCGUGACUUGGCGAUCCUUCCAGACACCUUGCAGAAGCUCCACCAGGUGAAGCGAUUGCUGCUGAACAACAAUAAGAUUAUCAUGCCACCUUCAGAACUGGUCUCCCUCGAGGGCCUGCAGGAACUAACCUUGGACCACAACCAGCUGACUCUCCUUCCCACAGGCUUUGGCCGUCUCAAGAACCUUACCUACCUAAGUCUCAGUCACAACCCCUUGUGUUCCUUGCCAAAGGACAUAGGUGAUCUCAGGAACUUGAAGCAACUGUGGGUUGUGAACACUCAACUGGUGUCCCUCCCUGUGGAAAUUGGCCUCCUGCAGUGCUUGAUAAAACUUGGCGCCAGAGACAAUAUGAUUGCGGAGCUUCCCACAGAAACCACAAGACUCUGCAGCUUGCAGUGGCUGAACCUUGCGAACAACCUCCUCAGUCGGUUACCAGAUCGCUUUGGACGACUUGCAGAGCUGAUGUAUAUAGACUUGAGUGAAAAUAAUUUCAGUGAGGUACCUGAGGGACUGACAGAGGUGCCCAAGUUGGUAUCUUUAGCCAUGGCCAAGAACCAGAUCUGUGCUCUUCCAGAUGAUAGGCUGAUUGGCCUCACACAACUCACAAAGUUAGACCUGAGAGAUAAUCCGUUUAUUGAUAGGCCAGACCAUUGGAAGGGUCUUGGUUUCAUCCUGCUUGGUUCAUCAGUCACUCCACGCGGAGAUGGUCCAGAAGAGAAUGGUUUGGAUGAACCACAGGACCAGGAAGGAGAUGAAACAGACGAUGAGGAGGAAGAUGAGGAGGAAGAUGAGGAGGAGGUAGAGGAGGAUGGUGACGAGGACUGCGAUGUAUGAGUAGGUUGUGCCUACAGCUUGACGAGUGCCUUCAUCUGGUAUCAAAGAUUAGAGAUGGAAACGCUUACUUCUAACAAGAGAGCCUUUCUUUUCCGAGACUUGUCCGUUUAGCAUCUCUUAAAGCUAGUGUUGAAAUGGUGAGGUGGAGCAGGUAGCCAAAAUAUUGGCUCAGUGAUGAUGAUUUAUGAGUAAACGGGUAAUGCGACUUGCGUCACAUUGGAUCAGUUUACCGUCUGGUGUCAAAGAAGAAAGGCUUAAUCUCAAGAAACAAGUUUGCUUUCUGAGCAGUCUCUUUGUGAAAUAUGUUGUCACGUUUCUUGAUGGUGUUCACAGUGGUCGGAACCAGAUGAUGGAUGUUAUCAGCUUCUAUGGGUGCCUACUUCUACCAGUCCAAGGGACACACAUUCUCAGAUAGUUUGAGAUCAAAGAGAGUGGGCAUGGCUGGAGUGUCCCUGGUCUGUUGUCAUUUUGAAUGGAAAUUUUAAACCAUUUUUAAAGGAAUGUUAAAGCAGCUGUGAUGAUUGGAGCAGCCCCGAAAUUGCUUGUGUUGUGUCAUGACAUUAGGGUGCCCUGUUGACUCCUACCAUUCCAUUGAUGGCAUGUAUCGACCAAAUAGUUGAGUGAUGGUUUUUUUUUGCUCUGAAAUAUCUACAUUGUAAGUUCAUUCCUAAACUAUUUACCUGUGUCUAUUUUUCUUUAUGACAGGAAAAUUGAGUAUUGACCGAUUGCUAAAAAAUGAAAGGGGUGAAAGGGGGUUUGAAUAACAUCUUCUUUUCAUACAUUGUAUUCAGACAUUAAUGACCAAGCUCAAAUUUGUAUAUGAUAAAAGUGCUGUAUAAAAAGGUGAACAAGCAAGUUUAAGUAACGAAGGAUUGACUUGAGUGAUGUUUAUCCUCAUUAAAUCUAAAUCUUGCCAAUUUACAAUUUCAAGCUCUAGGGAUCAUGGUAUUAGAAGAAGACGGAGCAAUGCUCAAAAUCCCCCGAUGCCACACAUCCCCACCCUGUUUUUCAUAUGAUGAAAACUGAGAAAGAAGACAUAAGAUUGUAGAUGCUCUCCCAUUUUUUUUGUUUUCCAGGUGAUGGAAAAGGGAAAGAGAGGAAAUAAGAACAUGGGAAGAGAGAUGAUUAGCUCGUGCAACUUGAUAAUGCACCUAUUUGUUUAAGUUGUAAUAAUUAAAAUUUCAAAAAUACUAGAACUUCUACUAUUAGAUAACCACUGAAUGGCAUGGGCUUAAUGAUAUAGGGGGUAUUCUGAGAUCCAUUUUAUCGCAGAUGAAAUAGAAUAUUCUAUCGCCAUUAAAAUCAGUGAGAUAAAAAAUAUCCUUAAAUAUUGAUAUUUGUAGAAUCUUAAAAUCUCUUCAAAUUUGUAUUCUGAGAACCAUUUUUUAUCUCUGUAAGACAUGCUUACUUAUGAAGAAAUAUCCAAUGAGAAAGAAUAAACUGAUUCAUUGUUUUAUUCAUCCAGGGAGACGGUCAAAUUACUGAAGAGAAAAUAAUCUAUUCAUCUUGGACUUAUAUUAUUGAAAUGGAGAACAGUUUCACGUUCAAUCUGGGACGCUUCUUCAGCUUGUCCGAAUUUCGAAAGAGAAAGGCUGUUUUGUAGCACUCUCAUCUCAUUUAACAAAAGAAAAAAAUUCUGCCACGAGGUGUGGUAAAAGAGUGAGAUUGUGUGAAUUCAGAGAAAACAGUAAGUUUUCAAUUCAUUUUCCUUUUGAACUUUUUCUUUUUAAAACAAAAGUCACAAUUGGGGCGUGUCGAAAUAUGAUGACAUGUUGUAAUAUCAAGCAACAUUUAUUGUAAUGGGAAUGGUAUGUUUUCUUCUUAAAGGUUACUUUGAAUACCUAAAUGUUUUAAAUUCAAAGUCAUCCCAAAUAUCUGUAUUUGUAUUUGUGAAAAUAUUUGUUUUUACAGCUAUUUGAAUUUUUACAAGUUUUAUUCAAACAAAUAUGCACACAAUAUUGUUCACUUUGAGUCUCCUAGGUGGGAAGUGGGAACAUAAUGUGAAAGUUUGGAAAAUUGUCUUUCUUUUUUUUUUAAUUUGCUUUUUAUUCUUUAGUAAAAGUUAAUGUGAAUUAUAAUAUGUUAGUCAACAAUAUUAUUAUAUGACAUAUCAAAAUAUGUCUCCUGAUUGUUGGUUGUUCAAAAUAGAUGAUUUAUACAUUAAAGAGUUGUAAUCUUGAUUUGUAUUCCAUUAAACAAUUCUGCUUCAUUCUGAAGUCAUUUAAAUGUUAUCCAUCCUCGUUUUUCCUUCAUUAACAUAAAGCCCAGCGCACAUCAUGCGAUUCGAUGCGAAGCGAUUAUUAAAUAAAUGGCAUUUCAAAUUGAA
Molecule: messenger RNA, 3656 nt
Organism: Lytechinus pictus (painted urchin)
Lineage: Eukaryota; Metazoa; Echinodermata; Echinoidea; Temnopleuroida; Toxopneustidae
Product: protein scribble homolog
Exons: 3
Coding region: 383-1330 (315 amino acids)
Biological process (GO): signal transduction
Molecular function (GO): protein binding
Source: RefSeq, a predicted model, not a curated record